Molecule: messenger RNA, 1344 nt
Organism: Jaculus jaculus (lesser Egyptian jerboa)
Lineage: Eukaryota; Metazoa; Chordata; Mammalia; Rodentia; Dipodidae
Gene: Drd3
Product: dopamine receptor D3
Exons: 7
Coding region: 1-1344 (447 amino acids)
Biological process (GO): adenylate cyclase-inhibiting dopamine receptor signaling pathway; adenylate cyclase-activating adrenergic receptor signaling pathway
Cellular component (GO): plasma membrane
Molecular function (GO): G protein-coupled receptor activity; dopamine neurotransmitter receptor activity, coupled via Gi/Go
Source: RefSeq, a predicted model, not a curated record
AUGGCACCUCUGAGCCAGCUAAGCAGCCACGUCAACUCCACCUGUGGGACAGAGAACUGCACAGGCGUCCACGGGGCCCGCCCGCGUGCCUACUAUGCCCUGUCCUACUGUGUGGUCAUCCUAGUCAUCAUCUUUGGCAACAGCCUGGUGUGCGCGGCUGUGCUGAGGGAGAGAGUCCUGCAGACCACCACCAACUACCUAGUGGUGAGCCUGGCCGUAGCCGACCUGCUGGUGGCCACCUUGGUGAUGCCCUGGGUGGUGUACUUGGAGGUGACAGGUGGCGUCUGGAAUUUCAGCCGCAUUUGCUGCGAUGUGUUUGUCACCCUGGAUGUCAUGAUGUGUACGGCCAGCAUCCUGAACCUCUGUGCCAUCAGCAUAGACAGGUACACUGCGGUGGUCAUGCCCGUGCGUUACCAACAUGGCACAGGGCAGAGCUCCUGCCGGCGCGUGGCCCUCAUGAUUACUACGGUCUGGGUGCUGGCUUUUGCUGUGUCCUGCCCUCUGCUGUUUGGUUUCAACACUACAGGGGACCCCAGCAUCUGCUCCAUCUCCAACCCUGAUUUUGUCAUCUACUCCUCAGUGGUGUCCUUCUAUGUGCCCUUUGGGGUCACUGUCCUUGUCUAUGCCAGAAUUUAUGUGGUGCUGAGGCAAAGGAGGCGGAAACGGACCCUUACUCGACAGAACAGCCAGUGCCUCAGCAUCAGGCCUGGUUUCCCCCAACAGUCCCGUCUGCGACUGAACUCCAUUCGGCAGUUUUCCAUAAGGGCUAAAUUUCCAUCAGAUGCCAGGGGACAGAUGGACCACAAAGAAGAUAAACAACAUCCCCAGAAACGUCAGGAGCCUCUGUCGUCACACCUGCAGCCCCUGUCUCCCAGCCACCCCCACAGGGCUCUGAAGCACUACUACAGCAUCUCCCAAGACCCGGCCUUGGGACACCCAGGCUUCCAAGAAGGAGGAGAAGGGGGAUUGGAUAGGGCCGAGAGGACUCGGGACUCCCUGAGCCCCACCGUGGGCCCCAAGCUCAGCUUAGAGGUUCGGAAGCUCAGCAAUGGCAGGUUAUCAACAUCCCUGAAGCUGGGGUCCCUGCAGCCUCGUGGAGUGCCACUCCGGGAAAAGAAAGCCACACAGAUGGUGGCCAUUGUGCUUGGGGCCUUCAUCAUCUGCUGGCUGCCCUUCUUCUUGACUCAUGUCCUUAAUACCCACUGCCAGGCAUGCCGUGUGUCCCCAGAGCUUUACAGAGCCACGACGUGGCUGGGCUACAUGAACAGUGCCCUCAACCCCGUGAUCUAUACCACCUUCAAUGUCGAAUUCCGUAAAGCCUUUCUCAAGAUCCUGUCUUGCUGA